AUGACUGGUUCUUCUAUGUGCGAAGCUGUUGCUUUCAUCCGGCUUUUGGAUCCAUCGGUCCGGUUUACUUCUCUGUGCUUUUUACCAAAUCAUACCCUCAAUCAGUUUAGGAAUUUGAAAGUCUUGGACUUGCGAGAUAGCGAUGUUGAUGAUCUGAAUGGACAUUGGCUCAGCCAUUUUCCUGAUUCAUAUACGUCACUAGUAUCCCUCAAUAUUACUUGUUUGCAGUCUGAGGUGAGUUUUUCUGCAUUGGAGCGUCUCGUGGAGAGGUGUCCAAACUUACAGACACUGCGGCUCAAUCGUCCUGUUCCCCUUGCUAGGCAAGCUAACCUACUUCGUCACGCACCUCAACUGGUUGAGUUUGGUGCUGGAUGUUACACAGCAGACAUGAGAUCUGAUGUUUUUUCCAACUUAAUUGGAGCAUUUUCAAACUGCACAGAACUGAAGUGUCUAUCUGGAUUUUGGGACGUCGUCCCUGCAUACCUUCCUUCUGUUUAUCCGACUUGCUCUCGGCUAACAUCCUUAAACUUAAGUGAAGCUAUAAUUCAAAGUGACGAUCUUACCAAGCUUAUCAGUCAAUGUCAUAAUUUGCAGAAGCUUUGGGUGCUGGAUUACAUUGAAGACGCUGGCCUUGAAGUACUUGCAGAUACAUGCAAGGAUCUUCGGGAAUUAAGAGUAUUUCCCUCCGAACCUUAUGGACGAGAACCAAAUGUCUCUCUCACAGAACAGGGUCUCAUCUCUGUUUCUGAAGGUUGCUCAAAGCUACAAUCUGUUCUGUACUUCUGUCGUCAAAUGACAAAUGCUGCUUUAGUGACCAUUGCCAGGAAUCGCCCGAACAUGACUCGAUUUCGUCUAUGUAUUAUGGAGCCAGGAACUCCUGACUACCUCACAAAUAUGCCACUUGAUGUAGGCUUUGGUGCCAUUGUUGAGCAUUGCAAAGAUCUGCAGCGCUUUUCUCUUUCUGGUCUUCUUACUGAUCGAGUUUUCGAGCUUAUAGGAACUUAUGGCAAGAAGCUAGAGAUGCUAUCUGUGGCAUUUGCUGGCGAUACUGAUUUAGGACUUCACCAUGUGUUGUCAGGAUGCGAUAGUCUCCGCAAGCUGGAGAUUAGGGACUGUCCUUUUGGCGAUAAAGCUCUUUUGGCCAAUGCUGCAAAGCUCGAGACAAUGCGAUCCCUUUGGAUGUCUUCUUGCUCGGUGAGUUUUGGAGCAUGCAAAUUGUUAGCUCAGAAGCUUCCCAAACUUAACGUCGAAGUUAUAGAUGAGAGGGGUCCCCCAAAUACAAGGCCUGAAAGUUGUCCCGUUGAGAGACUUUACAUAUACCGAACUGUUGCUGGGCAUCGGUUCGACAUGCCUGGUUUCGUAUGGAUGUUGGACGGAGAUUCUGCUCUAAGGCUUGAUGCAACUCUCGCCAACCCGGGAUCGAAGCCCUAGUAAGUGAAAGCUCACAUAAUGGGAAUGAAAGAUGGUAGGUACAUAUGGCCCUUCCUGCUAUUUACUGCUCCUAAUGUAGUUCUCUGUGUCAAUAACCUAAUUUGCAGCUCUAAUUUAAAUGGAGUGAGGAGGUACAUUUACCAUUUUCAGAGGCAGAGCAACUCCAUUCCAUUCCAUUGCCAUUCAUUUUAUACUUUGGCUGAGCUGUGGGGGGAAUAGACAGCAUUUAGUCAUCAAUAAAGAUAGUGAAGUUCCUUCUUCUUUUUCCUCUUCUUCUUCCUUUUCUUCAAUUGUACCGCACCCGAAACUGAUUUAUGGUGAAUUCGUAGUUGCCGUGUAUACUAUGGCCAGAUUAUUUUGCCCUUUGAUUGUAUGUUAAUUAGACAUUCAUUUCAGAUCUCAACAGAACUCUUUGUUCUUGUCCUUUCUAAAUCCUUCUUGGUUUCUCAUUGUCUUGUUCAUUAUUCUGUCGGUCGAAUCCCGAAUACCGUAAUGGAUUAUUACAAACCCUUUGAGAUAAAACCAGAGAUUUCAGAAGGUGGUGAUGAUAUGGUAAACAAAAAGGCAUAAAGAAUGUGUUCUGUUGAGACUGUUUGGAAUCUUCUCUUUUUGGGUCUCUUUUUCUCAUGAAGCUGACUCAGUUUUUUCUUCAUUUUGGUUGAUGGGUUUCUGUAUUUAGCAGCAGAAGAAGCAAAAACACCUGAUGAKAUUUCCAAACAAGCAGAGGAUUUAGAGGAGAGAGAGAGAGAAAUUUGAAAGUAGGGCAAGAGAGAGAGAGAGGGGCAGAUUUUGAAAUGUGGGGAAAAAGGAAAAAGCAGGUCAAAGAGACGAAUCUGUUUUCUGUGAAAAAGUGGGUUUGUGGUUUGUCAAAUUGCAGACAGAUUUAUUGGUUGAUGAUGCC
Messenger RNA from Momordica charantia (bitter melon), 2332 nucleotides. NCBI's taxonomy places the organism in Eukaryota, Viridiplantae, Streptophyta, Magnoliopsida, Cucurbitales, Cucurbitaceae. The record is from RefSeq and is a predicted model, not a curated record.